AGCACCGAUUGGGUGGCUCGGCACGGAAGGGCAGGACAGUGACCCAAGGACCUCACGUGUCCCUACAGGGCAAAAAGGAGACCCAGUCCGGAGUCCGUGGGAAUCCAGAGGAGAAAAGUCAUAGGUGGAAAGCGACCGGAUUCGAACCUGGGACAUUCAGGGCAAUGGCAGCAGCCAGGGCUGGCCUGGGCAGGAUCCUCCCAGAGUCCUCCAUCCUGUUCCUCUGCGACAUGCAGGAGAAACUUCGAGACAGAAUCCUCUACUUCCCACAGAUCGUGUCAGUGGCCGCUCGGAUGCUUAAGGUGGCUCAGAUGUUGGAUGUCCCUGUCUUGUUGACGGAGCAGUACCCACAAGGCCUGGGUCCCACAGUUCCUGAGCUGGGCGCUCAGGGCAUACAGGCCGUGAGCAAAACGUGCUUCAGCAUGGUGCCCCCACUGCAGCAGGAGCUGGACAGACGACCUCACCUGCAGUCGGUGCUUCUCUGUGGCAUUGAGACCCAAGCCUGCAUCUUGAACACGGCCCUGGACCUCCUGGACCGAGGGCUACAGGUCCAUGUGGCGGUGGAUGCCUGUUCUUCUCAAAGCGAGAUGAACCGGCUGGUGAGCCUGGAUCGGAUGCGACAGAGCGGUGUCUUCCUGUCCACCAGCGAAGCGCUGAUUCUGCAGUUGGUAAAGGACUCUACCCACCCACGGUUCAAGGAGAUUCAGAAGAUCAUUAAGGAGCCAGUCCCAGACAUCGGACUUCUAAGCUUCUUCCAAGGCAAGAACAACCCCCUGUUGCUAAACUCCAGGCCCUGACUUGAAGGAAGGACCCACCCUCCUUCUCACCCAGACGUUGAUGGAUGUCUUUUCCUUCAUCCAUGGAUCCCAAGAGUGGUGCAGUCCGCCAGGAGAACUGCCCCCGUGGGGGAGGAGGCGUGGUUUUGCCUUCUUAUUGGACAGUUGGUCCCGGAAAUGCAAAUGAGACUCCUGUUGCUGGGUGGGAAUUGGCU
Messenger RNA from Microtus oregoni (creeping vole), 991 nucleotides. RefSeq names its product isochorismatase domain containing 2 (gene Isoc2). Gene Ontology annotation, cellular component: cytoplasm. The record is from RefSeq and is a predicted model, not a curated record. The transcript is spliced from 6 exons. Lineage: Eukaryota; Metazoa; Chordata; Mammalia; Rodentia; Cricetidae. The coding region runs from base 165 to 797 and encodes 210 amino acids.